GCCCAGGUGAAAGGAAGUGGUCCCACCGUGAACGAGUGGCCACCAAAUCGAGACAGCAAGAGUGAAUGGCAGAUAGGAUAUCCAACAAAAGAAUUCAAGCAUUUUUAGCCAAGACCAUCAUUUGAAAAACACACACCAGAGCUGGAGGACCUAGACACAAUCCCUGUCACUCUCCAUUUGGGUAGAGGUCUGUUUCCACCUAAAUGAAGGGGAGCAUCAGGAGUUGAUUAAGAGAUAUUGUAUCAUGAAGCCCAGAUUAAGUGUUGUCUGCUUAUCCAGAAAGUCUCAGUUUUUACCUUGAACUUUUGACAGAAGAGGAGGAUGAAAUGAGAUAAAGUGGACGACUGGAGGAGCCCAGCCCCUUCACCUCCCCCUUUCUGAAGCAUGGCAGGCCUACAGCUUGUCACUCCUGCCACUUCACCCAUGGGGCCUUUCUUUGGUCUGCCAUGGCAGCAGGAGGCUAUCCAUGAUAACAUCUAUACACCUAGGAAAUAUCAGGUAGAACUUCUUGAAGCAGCUCUUGAACAUAAUACUAUCGUCUGCUUGAAUACUGGCUCAGGGAAGACCUUUAUUGCAGUACUUCUAACAAAAGAACUCUCCCACCAAAUCCGUGGACAUUUCCAAGAAAAUGCGAAGAGGACUGUUUUUCUGGUGAACACAGCUUUGUCUGUAGUUCAGCAAGCAGCUGCAGUCAGGACUCACUCGGACCUCCAGGUGGGAGAGUACAUAGAUUUGGAGGAGACCUCAGCAUGGACUGACCAGCGGUGGAGUCGAGAGAUAAUCGAGAAUCAGGUGCUGGUCAUGACUUGCCACAUUUUCCUGCACAUUCUGAGGAAUAGAAUCUUACAGUUGUCUAAAAUCAACCUGGUGGUUUUUGAUGAUUGUCACCUGGCCAUCACGGACCACCCCUACUGUGAGAUAAUGAAGCUGUUUGAGGGCUGCUCAUGCAGUCCUCGUAUCCUGGGUCUCACAGCUUCCAUUCUGAAUGGGAAGUGUGACCCGUCAGAACUGGAGCAGAAGAUCCAGAAUCUGGAGAGAAUCCUGAAGAGCAACGCUGAAACUGCCACUGACCUUGUGGUCCUGGACAGAUACGCCUCUCAGCCAAGAGAAGUGGUGCUGGACUGCGGCCCCUACAUGGAUAAGAGCGGCCUCUCCUCCCGACUACAGGCAGAACUGAACGAAGCUCUCCACUUCCUGCAUGACUGCAACAUAUCUGUUGCGAGAGAGGACCGUGAUCCCACAUUCAUCUCCAAACAGGUCCUGAGUGACUGCUGGGCCGUGCUGCAGGUGCUGGGACCCUGGUGCGCGGACAAGGCAGCGGGUAUCAUGGUGCGGGAGCUCCAAAAGUACAUCAAACACGAGCAGGAGGAGCUCAGCCGCAAGUUUCUGCUCUUCACGGACACCAUCCUGCGCAAAGUGCACGCUCUCUGCGAGGAGCACUUCUCCCCCGCCUCGCUGGACCUCAAGUUUGUCACCCCCAAGGUCCUCCGGCUGCUUGAGAUCCUACACGAGUACAAGCCCUUUGAGCGGCAGCAGUUUGAAAGCGUGGAGUGGUACAACAACCGCAACCAAGACAACUAUGUGUCCUGGAGCGACUCUGAAGAUGAAGACGAAGAUGAGGAGGUGGAGGCCAAAGAGAGGCCCGAAGCCAACUUUCCCUCACCGUUCACCAACAUCCUGUGUGGGAUCAUCUUUGUAGAGAGGCGUUACACAGCUGUCGUCCUCAAUCGUCUGAUCAAAGAGGCGGGGAAGCAGGACCCGGAGCUGGCUUACAUCAGCAGCAACUUCAUCACCGGCCACAGCAUCGGCAAGAACCAGCCGCGGAACAAGCAGAUGGAGGUGGAGUUCAGGAAACAAGAGGAGGUCCUCCGCAAAUUCCGGGCUCAUGAAACUAACCUGCUGAUCGCCACCAGCAUCGUGGAGGAAGGCGUGGAUAUUCCAAAGUGUAACCUGGUGGUGCGCUUCGACCUGCCCACAGAGUACAGGUCCUAUGUCCAGUCCAAAGGCAGAGCUCGGGCACCCGUCUCCAACUACAUCAUGCUGGCUGACAGUGAGAGGACCAAAGCCUUCGAGGAAGACCUCACUACCUACAAGGCCAUAGAGAAGAUCUUAAGGAACAAGUGCUCCAAGUCAGUGGAGGUGAGUGAGUUUGAAGUAGAGCAGGUGCUGGACGAUGACAACAUCCUCCCACCCUACGUGCUUCGGUCUGAGGAUGGAGGUCCCCGGGUCACCAUCAACACAGCCAUCGGACACAUCAACAGCUUGUUUAUCUGGCUUUUCUUCGCCACCCCGGUGAGCUGGAUGAUCACCCUGAUGCCCAUACCAGAGUGUCUGCGGGACAGUUACGCAGUACCGGAGCAGACUUACUACUUAUAUGUGAUUGGGAUGGUCCUCACCACCCCUCUCCCGGAUGAACUCAACUUCCGAAGGAGGAAGCUCUACCCACCGGAGGACACCACCAGGUGCUUCGGCAUCCUGACUGCCAAACCCAUACCUCGAAUCCCCCAUUUUCCGGUGUACACUCGCUCGGGUGAGGUGACCAUCUCUAUCGAGCUGCAGAAGUCCGGCUUCACACUGAAUGCUGCCCAGCUCGACCUCAUCACCCGCCUGCACCAGUACAUCUUCUCCCACAUCCUCCGCCUGGAGAAACCUGCCCUGGAGUUCAAGCCCACACUGGCUGACUCGGCGUACUGCGUUCUACCUCUGAAUGUUGUUGGGGACUUGAACACACUAGAUAUGGACUUUAAAUUCAUGGAGGACAUUGAGAAGUCUGAGGCCCGCACUGGCAUUCCUACCACUCAGUACACCAAGCAGAACACCUUCACCUUCAAGCUUGAGGACUACCAGGAUGCUGUCAUCAUUCCAAGGUAUCGCAACUUCGACCAGCCUCAUCGCUUCUAUGUCGCUGAUGUGUACACAGACCUGACACCGCUUAGCAAGUUUCCUUCACCAGAGUAUGAGACGUUUGCUGAGUACUACAAAACCAAGUACAACCUUGACCUGUCCAACCUCAACCAGCCGCUUCUGGAUGUAGACCACACCUCCUCCAGACUGAACCUGCUAACCCCUCGGCACCUGAACCAGAAGGGGAAAGCCCUGCCCCUCAGCAGCGCAGAGAAGAGGAAGGCCAAGUGGGAGAGUCUGCAGAACAAACAGAUCCUGGUUCCAGAGCUGUGCGCCAUCCACCCCAUCCCCGCCUCCCUGUGGAGGAAAGCAGUGUGUCUACCCAGCAUCCUCUACCGCCUCCACUGCCUCCUGACCGCCGAGGAGCUCCGAGCCCAGACAGCCAGUGAAGCUGGAGUGGGAGCCCAAACCCUGCCCCCUGACUUCAGGUAUCCAAACCUGGACUUUGGCUGGAAGAGAUCUAUUGACAGCAAAACGUUCAUCUCCUGCCCAGAGUCCUGUGGCGAGGACGGAGAGGGUCACUGUAAGCACCAAGAGACUGUAACCCCUGACCCCAACUCCCUAACACAUCCCAGUAGUCACCACUCUCCCCGGCCCUGUGCAGCCCUCGAGCCCGGAGAAGCCACCUGCACGAAGAACCUAAUCAAUGGCACUGCCCUAGUCGCCAACUGUGACGACAAAGGCCACCAAGACGAGCACCUUCACCAACAUGACAAUUGCCAACGCUCCCAGCCCAGCUCCCCUGGGCUGCAGAGCCCUGAAUCAAUACAAACCACUACCUCAGUUCCUGUGCAGCCCUCUCACAGCUUGAAGAAGCCCAGCUCCAGUCCUCCGCAGCCUAGUGAUGAAUGUACACCAGGGAGGACCUCAGACCACAAAAAUAAAGCUACCUCAGUUUGCAGCCGGGCAGCCACGGGUCCCAAUGCUCCCACAGCACCUUCUCCCGACCUCGCUGUUGUCCCCCAGCUUGGAGCCCAGGCGGGAGACUCCCCCAAAAGCCUGGGGCCCAACCCGGGCCUCAUCCUGCAGGCUUUGACCCUAUCCAACGCCAGCGAUGGCUUCAACCUGGAGCGGCUGGAGAUGCUUGGAGACUCUUUCCUCAAGCACGCCAUCACCACAUACCUGUUCUGCACCUACCCCGACGCUCAUGAGGGUCGACUCAGCUACAUGCGCAGCAAGAAGGUGAGCAACUGUAACCUGUACCGUUUGGGGAAGAAGAAGGGGCUCCCCAGCAGGAUGGUGGUGUCCAUCUUCGACCCCCCCGUUAACUGGCUGCCCCCUGGCUAUGUGGUCAACCAGGACAAGAGCAGCACAGACAAACUGGAUUCAGAGGAGGCAAAAGAGGAGCUUCUGGCCAACGGGCAGUCUGGAAAUGACUAUGAUGAGGACGAUGAGGAGGGCGAGGAGGUGGACGAGGAUGGUGAGCUGAUGCUGAAGGACGAGCCAAAGGAUGAAGUCAACAUGGAGGACGAUCUGGAGUAUUACAAGGAGCACAUCAAAUUCAUUGACAACAUGUUGCUGGGAUCUGGUGCUUUUGGUAAGAAGAUCUCUCUGAGCGGCUUCCCUCCCUCUCUCACCCCGGCCUCCGGAUCCUCCCCUGCCAUGGAGUCUCCGUACGAGUGGAAAGCGCCCAAGAAGCCCCUCCAUCCCACCCCUGCCCACUACCCCUCAGAGCCGGCAUCCAGCGGGCCCUCUGCAGAGGAGUUUGACUACAGCUCGUGGGAUGCCAUGUGCUAUCUGGAUCCCAGCAAGGCUGGAGAAGAGGACGACUUUGUGGUGGGUUUCUGGAAUCCAUCGGAGGAGAACUGUGGUGCAGAGCUCGGCAAACAGUCCAUCUCCUACGACCUGCACACAGAGCAGUGCAUCGCUGACAAGAGCAUCGCUGACUGUGUGGAGGCUCUGCUGGGCUGCUACCUGACCAGCUGUGGAGAGCGAGCUGCCCAGAUGUUCCUCUGCUCGCUGGGCCUCAAGCAAAAAGCAAAUGUCCCGGCAUCAGCUAACAGCUUUGUGUGUUUUCACUAUCAGCUGCGACGCUCUGAAGAAGACGAGGAGAAGGAGGAGGACAUCGAGGUCCCUAAGGCCAUGGGGGAUAUCUUUGAGUCGCUAGCGGGAGCAAUUUACAUGGACAGCAGGAUGUCACUGGAGACGGUGUGGCAAGUGUAUUAUCCUAUGAUGAGGCCACUUAUAGAGAAAUUCUCUGCCAAUGUGCCACGCUCUCCUGUGAGGGAGCUGCUCGAGAUGGAACCAGAAACUGCCAAGUUCAGCCCUGCAGAGAGAACGUACGACGGGAAGGUCCGGGUGACAGUGGAGGUCGUCGGUAAGGGCAAGUUCAAAGGAGUUGGCCGCAGCUACCGGAUCGCCAAGUCGGCGGCGGCGCGACGAGCUCUGCGCAGCCUCAAAGCCAAUCAACCUCAGGUCCAAAACAACUGAGCUCAGCAUUAGCACCUAAGCUAUUGACGCUAACGGAGAAAAAGCAGCGUUGGAUUCCCAACAUAGCGCAAUGCUAGCCCUGUAUCUUCAGCCUGCGAUGGCACAACCAAGGCAGCCAGGGAACACUGUGUGGAUACGCAACAAAAGAAGCAGACUGAUCUCACAACAGAUUUCACAUCGGAUCUUGUACCUUUUUUUUGUUUUGUUUUGUUUUUUUUGCGCAAACACAAUCUUUACUUUCCCUCUCUGCUUUGUGUAAUCACAUGAGUGCUUUAUUAACGUUUAGCAAAGUGUUUAAAAAAAGGUCAGGUCGCAAUGUCUGUUCCUCACUGUUUUUGAUUUUUCUUUUGUUUGGGUUAACCUCCAUGUCAGUGAGAUAAGGCUUCUGCUUAUUGUGUAGUAUUUGACUGUACAUAGUUCAAUCAAAGGUGUAAAUCAAAGUAUGUAGUAGGACGAAAAGAAAAAAAAAACGCUAAACUCCUCAGCCUGUGCACUAGUGCCAGUCAGUUUUAAAGCGGUUUUUAAAACGCUAACGGCAGACGUGGCUAACAGAUACCACUGGAGCAAAAACCUGGUGGCACUUCUGUCUGAAAUCUGUCUUGAAAUGGUAUUCUUAAUCAUAUUUGCACUUAUUCCAUUAGGGUCUGUUACUUUGAGAAUUGUGUGGUCACAUUGACACCAAAAUCAUAUACGUAGCAAAAAAUAUAAAUAUAUAUAAAAAGAAUAAAAUACAUGAAUGAUAUUCUUGGCCUUAAAUGCUAAGGCUCACCCUCAUAUCCUGCAAAACGGAUAGGAAUUUCAACAUUCCCAGUUACUGUAAUUUAAACUAGUUUUUAACCACACUUGAGGUUGCAUGUUCUUGUAGCUUAUGUAUAAACCACGACAACUGGAUGGCUUCUAUAAAUGUUCUAAAUCUAUGGAUAUAUCUAGAGUGUGUGAGAGCGAGAUUAGGUGUUUACGGCAUUAUUUUGAUGAUUUGGUUUAACAUGUUUUGAUACCAAGAAUGGAUGAAAUCGAAUUAGUCAUUCUUGCGCACUAAAUGUCUUUCCACAAAGCGAAUCAUCCAGUUUUGAUAUAUGUACGAAAAGAAAGACAUAUCACACAUUCAAUAUGCUGCAGACUUUUCUACAAAUUGGAUACUCGCGUUAAGACACACAAUCUUUUCAGAUAGUCUUUUGUGAAAAAGGCCAAUUAAUUUCAACACACUAGUGUUCCUCACAUCCCGUACCUACCAAAGCUAUAACAGAUGUGACACUAUAAGGUUGAAGUCAAUUCCUAGGGAUAAGGAUACCAGCCUUUUUUUUUUUCUUCUUCUUUUUUGUGGUUUCUGUUCUGACGAAUUUUGCUUCUCGCUAAAUGUCUUUUUUUCUCAUCAGUAAGCCCUUGUUCACUUGAAUACCUCAGUUAAUUGCAUGCAUUUUCUUUUCUUUUUUUUGUUUGGUGCUAUGUUUUUGUAUUAAGCUUGAAUUUCUCAUCUUUUUUGCACUGUAACUAUAAUACCUCUUUAUUUGACCUAUUUUUUAAAAAAGAAUUAAUUUGAUUUUUUUUUUUUUUUUCUGUUUGAUUUGGUUGUCCUGUAUGUCAGCCAUCAAGCUGUAGAGGAGAGCUGCAUUGUCGUCUUUUCCCCCCUUCCAUACUUGAGGUCCAUACUUGAGGUUCAGACUUGAUGUCUUUUUGGGUUUUUUUUUGAUUGGGGAAGAAGAGGAGGAAGUGAAAGCAGGAAAUGUAUUCUCUGCACAUAAGCCUAUCUACAUCCCCCCUCCCCCUUUCAUUUAUUAACUGUUAGUUUCAUCAGUUGAGAAUCUGUUUUUGAAUUCUGGGUAAAAACAAACAGAAGAUUGAUUGAUUGAUCAGAUGGGUAAAUGUUUGUAGAGAUAAUCAGAUUGCACUCUUAAACUUAAAUUUCUCUGACAUUUACUUCAAAACAUAGAAAUAUAUGGGUUGGAAGAGACACAUACCCACGUGGUUUCUGUGUUAGUAUCUGAAAUCAAAGUCAUAGUCCUGCAAUGCCACCCACAGGUGCUUCUACCUCAAGGACGGUGCGCUCAGUGUUAAUUUCUGGACAAAACUGCAGUUAAAGUCAGUAACUUUCUGACUAUAAUACAUAAUGUAGUCUUCACUGUGAUACCUAUACAGUCUAUGUCACAUAUGUAAUACACAACACAGGUAUCUGCUUCACUGAGUCGACAUUCCCUUACAGUGAUUUUUGUCUAAAAUAGAAACAAACUAAAGUCAGUGCCUUCUCUGUGGGAGAUCAGUGUCAGCAUAGACUAGAUUUAAAUUCAACAUAAAGUUAAAUGAAUGAAUCAAAAUUUGAGGAUGUAUAUGCAAUUGUUUGUGAUUUUGUUUCUGCUUAAAAAAGUGAUAAGUAAAUCAUGUAUUUUCAACUGAAGAUUUUAACCAGGUCUUCUCUGCCACAUAUGAUUUGUAAGUUUACCCUACAAAAUAUUAAAAUAAUAAUGUAACCCAUUAAACCUACCCAAAUACUUUUGAACCAAUUAAAAGAACAAGUGACAAACAAAAGAAGACUGAACUGACCCAAGAGAAACUGAAAGUAGUUCCAGUAAAUGUUUCCUGAUACUUAAUUAACCAUGGCCCUAGAACCACUUGGGGUCCAGGGACUCCCUGGUUCACUAUGUAGCAAUGAGUUUGCAGUUUGUUUGAAGCACAUUUGGUGCCACCUUAUCAAGCCCCAAAACAUAACUUAGCAUUGCUUCAAUGUUACAAUCUUAGCCUCUAGCUAACAUGACAAAAACCUUUCUUGUAGCUUGUUUGUGUUGAAAAGAAACAAAUUUAGAAUUUGGAUAAAAGAUAAAAACGACCUGUAGUCACAUCUUAGGUUAGGUAGCCACUGUUAGCUAUUGUUAUUGUAGCUGUCUUUUUGCCAACAGUAUUUGUAAGCUAGUUAGUUAGCUAGUGUUUUGCUACAGACCAAGAAAUGGCUAACUAGCCAGCUAAUCUACAUCAAUUGUUAGCUAGCUAGAUUCAUCUGAAAGAGAUAUUUUAGCAAAACGCUAUCCAAUCAGUUUAGCAUUUCUCGCUAACAUUAGCUAGCUUAAGAUGUGACUAUAUGUAUGCCACUUUUUUAAAAAUCUUUUAACCAUCUUUAAAAUGUGG
This is a messenger RNA of Morone saxatilis (striped sea-bass), 8451 nucleotides long. It is a transcript of the gene dicer1, whose product is annotated as dicer 1, ribonuclease type III. Gene Ontology annotation, molecular function: ATP binding; ribonuclease III activity; protein binding. Gene Ontology annotation, cellular component: cytoplasm; RISC complex; nucleus. The record is from RefSeq and is a predicted model, not a curated record. NCBI's taxonomy places the organism in Eukaryota, Metazoa, Chordata, Actinopteri, Moronidae. The transcript is spliced from 26 exons. Bases 385 to 5334 code for a protein of 1649 amino acids. Gene Ontology annotation, biological process: siRNA processing; pre-miRNA processing; apoptotic DNA fragmentation.